GCUGAUGGCCGCUGUUGUUGGAGCCAGGUUGAUGGACUUCAUCAAGAACGCGCUGCAUCUGGAGAGCGCAACAGUCACCUACUGGUCCGACUCGACCGACGUGCUUCACUGGCUCAACCGGAGGCGGCCUCUCAAGAUGUUCGUGGAGAACCGGGUGAAGACUGUGCUUCAGUUGACGACCGCCGACCAGUGGAGGUACGUCAGAGGCUCUGAUAACCCCGCUGACAUAGGCACGAGAGGGGUAACGCUGACCUCUCUCAUCGCCUGUGACAAGUGGUGGAAGGGUCCACCAUUUGAUUUGAGUCCGCCUGACUAUGAUGCCUCGUUAGUGCUACUGACGCCUCCCUCAGCAGAAGCCGAAGCAGAGACGAGGCCCGAGGUCAGACGUCAGAUCGUGGCCGUGAGACGAGAGUGUGGCCCUGAUCCGAUUCCAGACGUCAUGCGUGGACCGUUUGACGUGACUCGGUGUUCUCAUCUCAAGCAGGCAGUGAACCGCACCGCGUGGAUUCUUCGGUUCGCGCACAACGCCAGGCACCAGCGCACGGAGAGGAGGAGUGGAGCGCUGUCGCCCGACGAGCGCCGGGAGGCGCUGCGGUUCUGGAUCCGGGUCUCGCAGAGUGCCGCCUACGCGCAGGAGCUGGAGGCGCUGACGGCAGGCGCGCCGCUGCCACCCAACUCGCGACUCGAGAAGGUCAGACCUCGUCUAAACGCAGAUGGUGUCCUAGAAGCUGUCACGCGAACUCACGAACCUGCUCUGAUCAUUCUGCCUGAGUUUGCCCAUCUGACCACCUUGAUAGUGGAUGAUGCCCACCGUAAAUCGUUUCACCAGGGUACCCGCACCACACUGGCACUGCUGUCUGGUGAAUACUGUGUGAGGAGACGAACUGUUCAUCGUGUAGUCAGUACAUGCUUCAGGUGCCGGAGGUACCGGGGUGCGCCGUACCGGUCAGCUGAUGGCGCGCUGCCCCUGUUCAGGACGGAGCCCAGCCGUCCGUUCAGCCGGGUCGGUGUGGACUUUUUCGGUCCGAUGUACGUCAAGGGCGGCGACAAGGUGACGACGACGUGCUGACGCCCGCGCACCUGUUGUUCGGGGUCACGUCCAUCCGUGGCGUGCUCUCUCCGUCUGGCCACGAGCUGGACAGCCUGAGUCGGCGCUGGCGGCACCAGCGGCUGGUCAGCGAGCACCUGGUUCAGCGAUGGACCAAAGAGUACCUGCAGACUCUACGCACGUGGAGCUUCUCUCGGCGCGGCCGUCCGGUUCGGCUGCCCGAGGUCGGAGAGAUUGUGCUGGUGCACGCGGAAGGUCCGCGUGGUCGCUGGCCUCUGGCGCGCGUGGUGUCCCUCCUGUCUGGAGCGGACGGCCGCGCUCGCGCGGCGAGUAUCGUGCUAAGAGGGCGACUUACCCGCCGCCCGAUCAACAAACUGUUGAGACUAGAGGCGUCGGAGUGAAGUGAGCGUCGGCGAGGCGAGUGCCGAAAAAGUGACUUGUGUGCCGAGUGAGGAGAGACUUUUCGAAGUGACGGCUCACUUCGAAAGUGGGGAGUAUGUCGCUAUUCGUUACUGCCCUGUGACCUUUUUUCUCCUCAUGUUACCGUACCGUAUAUGUUUUCCAUCGUUACUGUGUUGUAUCCUACCUUUCCUUUACGCCUCGUCAUUUUAUUUUACCCAUGGCAGCCCAUUUGGUAACCCCUGCAUCCGUCACGA
Amphibalanus amphitrite is the source of this 1704-nucleotide messenger RNA. RefSeq lists its product as uncharacterized. The record is from RefSeq and is a predicted model, not a curated record. The transcript is spliced from 2 exons. Lineage: Eukaryota; Metazoa; Arthropoda; Thecostraca; Balanomorpha; Balanidae. The coding region runs from base 5 to 1069 and encodes 354 amino acids.